Messenger RNA from Oryzias latipes (Japanese medaka), 3430 nucleotides. RefSeq lists its product as uncharacterized. Lineage: Eukaryota; Metazoa; Chordata; Actinopteri; Beloniformes; Adrianichthyidae. The record is from RefSeq and is a predicted model, not a curated record.
AACAUUGGAGGAAACGAUGUUUGCGUCCCAACAGCGCAUGUUAGCUAGAAAAACCAAUAAAAAAUAUUUUUUUACAGUUACUGUUAUUUUCAGACUUUUAACGCUGGACUAUGCAAAUGGACGUUUUUGGGUCAAAGAAGCAAACUAAUCACCCCAGCUUGCCUCUGUCAUCCCUGCGUCUCUUGGUUCCCCCUCUCCAGCUUUUGUCUGCUGCUGUGUGGCAUCUUGCAAAGCAUAAAGAUGUGUUAAAUUACGACAAGCUGCAGGACUUUGUGUCUACUGUGACAGAGGCCAUUCCUGGCCUAAUCAACCCCCUACAGAAAGCCCAGCUCAUUCUUGGACUAAGAGCUCGGUUGAUUUUGGAGCUGUGUAAAGGCUCAGUUCGAGGGGAAAUUGAUUUUGAAGUUAUCCAGAGCUACUUGGAGAGAUUCUCCGUAACUUCAGCAAACACGGGCUAUGUGGAUGCAGAGGUGAGAACAACAGAGUCUACUUUCAUUGCUCUGAUACAAAGCCUGCUGAAAGAUCCAAUUGAGAGGGCUUAUUUCUUUAAGGAGGUUUUUCCCGUUGAAUAUGGCCCACAGUAUGACGCAGCCUUACACAUGUUGAUGUGGGAGCUGCUCUCCAAACUGGAAAAGCUGUUUCCAGCUCCAGAUAUUAAACAGACCGCAGCCUGGCUUGCCUCUGCUCCUUCUGUUUUGGAGGAAUGUGUUUAUCCAUCGCCUGAGGAGCUGGGUUUAAUCUUUGACCACUACAAAAGCUCAGGGUUGCUAAAAAUGACACAUGCCCCCUCUUCAACUAUUGGUAGUUACAUCAUCUCUGCGUUAUCCGUUCCUCCCUCGCAAAAGUCAAAUAUUAAAGUUGGACUGGAAUCCAUGCAUAACUAUGCAAACAUGCUGAACCCUGCAAGUCUUUCUGCACCAGACGAGUACAACGUCGUAGCCAUCUACACUGAAGUUGGAGCAUCUGACGCCAGUGUGGACGUGAUUGAGUUAGAAAAAGCUCCAACAGAUUUCUAUCAGGAAGAGAUAGUCGUCAGCUCUGAAAACGCAGGAGGCGAGGGCGCCAGCUCGACGACAGAGGAAGUCAGCGAAGCUGUAGAUGUUGCUAAAGCUUUGGAGACUUUGGCAAAAACUUUUGCUUUAAGGAAAGAAUGUCUGGUUCAGGAGGGACCUGCAAAGAAUGAUUCCUCCCAUAUUUUGGAGCUUGAGUCUGGAAAUGGGCUGAAUGAAGAAGAGGAAAAUGAAAGAAUAGGAAAAAAUAUGGCAGAAGUGAGGCUGGGCUUCAAGGCGAAAUCUGCAAGGAGUAAAACAGACUUCGGUGCAGAGACAAAACAUACUGGUGGAUUAUUUUCUGACCAAGAAAUCCCAGAUCUCUUGGAUGAAACCCCUGAUUCAUCAGCAGGGGUGCACAGAUCCACAUGCAUACAAACCAAGGACUCCCUCAGCUGGCAGGAGACGUCCAAAGUCAAGGAAACCCCCAAAGAAAAGAGUGAAGACCCACAAAUGAUCCCAGCAGAAGCUUCUCCAUCUGUGAUUGCUAUCAAAGGGACGGAACAAGGUGAUUUGAACGACACAACCUCCAUCAUCUUCACCUGCUCUCAGUGUCCAUUCCAUGCCGCUGAGGAAAACGGCCCUCCUCACUUCCACAUGCAGAGCGUUCAAACUGAACUAUACAGAAGUCUCUCGGGAGCAACGUUCACGCCUUCUCCCUCCAGCACUGAUGAGAUUUUUACUUCCAUCAAACUUUUCCCAAGAGGAGACGCAGAGGAGGAGAAAACCGGACAACCUGAUCCUCGCGGUGGAGAGUCGCAGCCACACAGAGGACGGAAAGCUCUCACCUGCGAAACAUGCGGCAAGACGUUCACCCGCACGUCGGACGUCAGGAGACACCAGCUGACUCACACCGGAGAAAGACCGUUUCACUGCUCGCAGUGCAGCAGAACCUUCCAGCACUCCUGGGAUCUGGCAAAGCACAAAAGCAAACAUCACGGCUUGACUAUUUCAUUCUCCUGCCAGCUCUGCGGGAGUUCCUUUCCCAACCUGAGAGCUCUGACUGUCCAUCACAAAAAGUCCCACGCGCAGGAGAGUCAGCUCCCUCGGAUGUGCUCCAUCUGCAGCCAGAGUUUCCCCACUUCCACGGAGCUCCUGAAGCACAGGAAAACCCACGUUGCCACCAAACGUUACAUCUGUCAGAAGUGUAACGAAGGCUUUGACUCCCUGCUGGCCCGCUCGCAGCACCGGCAGCUGCACCGAUUCAAGCGUCAGUUUAAAUGCCCACACUGUGACAAGAUUUACACCCGGAGGUCUGACGUGAAGCGACACCUGUCCACUCACAGCGGUGAGCGCCCGUUUCAGUGUAACCAGUGCAGCAGGCGCUUCUCGCUCCGCUUUAUGCUCACGAAGCACCUCAGGGUUCACACAGGCGAGCGACCUUUCCAGUGCUCCCACUGUCCUAAGAGAUUCACCCUUGCAUCCGUGCUGGCCAGACACGAACGGAUGCACACGGGGGAAAAGCCGUUCCUCUGUUCUCAAUGUGGCAAAGGCUUUCUGUCGCAAGGAGAGCUGUCCAAGCAUCACAGGUCGCAUGUGGACGACAGGCCUUACUCCUGCACUCAGUGCAACAAACGAUUGAAGAGCAAGAAAACCCAGCAGGAGCACAUCCUCUCCCACACGGGCGCACGGCCGUACCCGUGCUCCUACUGCGGGAAGGGCUUCACCAAACCGUACGCAUUGACUAGACACAACCUCAUCCACACGGGAGAGCGCCCGUUCCCCUGCGGGCACUGCGAGAAGGCCUUCCUCACCGUCAGCGAGGCUCAGCUUCACCGGAGAAUCCACACGGGGGAGAGGCCGUAUCCCUGCGACGCCUGCGAGCUGAAGUUCAAGAGCUCCUCCGAGCUGGCGCGACACAAACGCUGCCAUUCUGGUUUCAAGACCCCAAAGCUGUUCUGCCGGCAGUGCAAGAAAUCCUUCACCUCCACGGCCACACUGAAGAAACACUUGGAGACGCACAGUGGAGAGCCGGCACACUCCAUGGAGUAAAGACACAAAAAACUGCUAGAAUCCUAGAAAAUAAUGUCAUUCAUUUCUGAUGACGGGAUCAUAAAGUUUUGAUAUAAAUGAAGGAAUUAAAACUGACUGACUUCAUUUUUGCUGACAUCAGAUUUUUGAAGGGAUCAUACUGACAAAAACAUUUUAAAAUGUCAUGUUUUUAUUACAUUAUAGCUGGAAUAUCAUGUUUUAUACAGUUGUAAAUUCAAAUCGCAUGCAGAGAAAUUUUGUCUUGUCUAGACAACAGAUGUCUUCAGUUUAAAUUUGACUGAAAGUUUAAACAGUUUUGCCUUUUUUGUGGGCUAAAAUGGAAACCGUCUGAUUGUUGUAGAGCUGGUUAAUAAAUAAAACGUCUUUGUGCUGGUAAUCAAUUAAUGCCA